AUGAUCCGUGUACCUCUUUUCGGGGGAGCUAUGACAUGUCACCUACCGGAGACCUUCAAAGAUGUGAGCUCAAUUCGCCAAGUGCCGGACAACCAGGAGGUGUUCAUGGAUAUGAGCAGUGAACGAAGCCUCGUUAUUGAGGUAGUCGAGUACCAGGAAACGGUAUCGGAUGCUGAUGCAGCCAGAUUUUUUUUCUGCGACCUGGCGAAGGAGAAUGGAAGCACCGAUGCCCAGUUGGUCAGCAGUUCCAUGUGGAAGGCCAGUGCACGAAUUCCAGUCUCUGAGAAACAUGCGGUCAUUCUGACAAAAGGCGUUCAACAGCUACAACGGGAUAAUGCCAAGCAAGUGCCCGUGCAAAUGGUGAUUAUUAGAAUUCCAGACCACAACGCAGAGAUCCUUAUUUCUUUGUAUGGCGAGCCGUGCGACGACACACAAUGCGUGUCGAAGGCUGAGGCGGAAGAUGCUUUGCUGUUCGAGGAACUGAUCAGUUCCUUCGUCAUCGCCCAGUACUCCCUUUUCGUGUGA
This is a messenger RNA of Besnoitia besnoiti, 525 nucleotides long. Its product is annotated as Ran-interacting Mog1 protein. The record is from RefSeq and is a predicted model, not a curated record. Gene Ontology annotation, biological process: protein import into nucleus. Gene Ontology annotation, cellular component: nucleus. The transcript has 5 exons. Gene Ontology annotation, molecular function: small GTPase binding; guanyl-nucleotide exchange factor activity. NCBI's taxonomy places the organism in Eukaryota, Apicomplexa, Conoidasida, Eucoccidiorida, Sarcocystidae. Bases 1 to 525 code for a protein of 174 amino acids.